Messenger RNA from Ornithorhynchus anatinus (platypus), 786 nucleotides. It is a transcript of the gene TSLP, whose product is annotated as thymic stromal lymphopoietin. Gene Ontology annotation, molecular function: cytokine activity. Lineage: Eukaryota; Metazoa; Chordata; Mammalia; Monotremata; Ornithorhynchidae. The record is from RefSeq and is a predicted model, not a curated record. The transcript has 5 exons. Bases 90 to 617 code for a protein of 175 amino acids.
GACAUACAAGAGCUUCAUUGGCCUGUGAAAAAGAAACAAGCUUCCGUAGGCGUCAAGGUACCUAUAUAUGCCGAGCCAGGAAAGCUCUCAUGAUCGCCAGGGAGAAUCCAACUUCAGGCAACACCAUGAAUGACUAUAGGCCACAGAGGCAUAUGCCCUUCAGAGGCUGGCAAGUUUUAUACAGGUGGAUCGCCUUACUUCAACUGACCGCCCUGGUGCUGUCUUACAACUUCAGUGGCUGCAACCAUCACCAGAUUAAAAAGGAUUAUAAAUUUGUCAUAUUUGCCAGUCUGAACAAGAUAAACACUACUGGCCUUGAUGGGAUUAGUUCCUGCUCCAACACGGUCACUUGCCUGAUGGUUAUAGAUCGGACCAGUCCCAAGGUGAAGAACUGUUCCUCGGAGGAGUUAAUGAAUCAGAUCCUCUCCACCCUGAGCAAGCACUGUCCAGACUACUCCGGAUGGCAGACACAACCAGACAACCAGAAAAUCCAAAGCAGAGGGAAAAGAAGCAAAAGAAUAAGGAAUGAUAAAGAAAAUAAAAAUGAAGCAUGUUUUCAAAUACUUGCAAACUUGAAAAAAACCUGGCAACAUUACAGUCGGAUACAGCCAAAAUGAUGAGAAGAAUUGAUGGUCCGUUAAUGCCUAUAGAUUCUGGAAAAGUGCCUUCAGUAUUUUUAAAGAUUAUUUAUAUUUUUUUUAAGAAUUCCUCUGAACUAACUUAUUUUGUAAACACAAAGAUAAAGAUGUUCAUUUGUAAAAAAAAAAAUGGCUAAGCAUCACAAUG